This is a messenger RNA of Ascochyta rabiei, 453 nucleotides long. Its product is annotated as ATP synthase F0 subunit 8. Gene Ontology annotation, molecular function: proton transmembrane transporter activity. The coding region runs from base 1 to 453 and encodes 150 amino acids. Lineage: Eukaryota; Fungi; Ascomycota; Dothideomycetes; Pleosporales; Didymellaceae. The transcript is spliced from 3 exons. Gene Ontology annotation, biological process: proton motive force-driven ATP synthesis. The record is from RefSeq and is a predicted model, not a curated record.
AUGCCAAGCCACGUGACGCGGUUCUUUCCGCGUGCAGCUCAGCAAGAGCUUUUGGCUCACGACGCUCCACCACCACCGCCGCCUUCCUCCCGCAACUCCAUCACCGCGCAUCUCCCCGGUCCGCCCACGCUUCUCCAACCGCCCACGAUGAACACCACCCGCUUCCUCCGCCCUUUCGCCAGGGCCGCCUUCCGCGCGCCCACAGCUGUCCGUCCCGCCGUCAUGGCCCGCCCCGCGCUCGCCAGCCAGCAGCAGAAGAAGACGCCCGAGGUCGGCGCCCAGCAGAUGACCAUCCUCAAGUCAGCCAUGCCCCAGCUGAUCCCCUUCUUCUUCGUCAACGAGACCACUGUGGCCUUUGUCCUCCUCCCCACCCUCAUCUACGUCUUCUCCAAGUACAUCCUACCCCAGCGCGUCCGCCUGUUCGCCGCCCGUCUGUUCAUCAGCAAGUUGUAA